AUGUCAAACUACGAUGUUAAAGAGUGGCUCCGUGGUAUUCCCUCUGAUAAAUCCCUCUCCAGGCACCAUUCGCGCUCAACACUCAAGCGACGCCGCCCUCUGACUCCCGAGUCAACUGAUGACGAAGAGCUGGCUGGGGGAUCCAAGAAGAAACGUCAUGAAGAUUUGGACCAAACGCCGAAAGCAAAGAAGUUACAGACUAUAGGGUCUGAGUCAGAAUAUUCCCUCAGCACUCGGUCCUCAGUCUCCCGCAAGUCCGGCAGCAAAUCACCACAGAAACAAUUCAACGCUCUAGGUCGCCUUGAUAGAGGCAUCGAAAUCCGCGAACUGUCCCUUCUUCGGAAUUCGUCCCCUGACCUCAAAGAUUUUUUGAAUACUAUGCGCCGGGUGGCUCGUGGCCAGGGAAUAUUGCCGCUGUCCAUGAGAACGCUUAUCGGACAGAGUCAGGAUGACAGUGUCACCGAGCUCGACUCAGAUUUCUAUUUCUCCCAAGACAGAGAUGAGCUUGGGUGUACCCCCAGUCUAGAGGAUGUCAACGACAUACUUCAGGCUGCUGCAGAGUGCCAGGGAAACUUUCAUGCAGAGCCGGGCUGGAAUAUGCUGGUGCACAGCGAGGUCCUGCGGCUUGCUUUUAGACCAGCCGGCCUGCCAAAGUUUGAGCACAUGGUGAAUUUCAUGCCUUGCUCUACUGCAGGCCUCAUUGAUACGUAUCUGCCGUCGUCUAGCGUGUCUAAGAAGGUUGACUUCUGUGUUUACAUCGACCCUGCCCACGACGACGACAACCCGCCCGCAGAGUCGCAGUCAGCUGUCCUGAAUAGUCGAGACCAGCUACCUGAUGGAGUCAUCAAUCAUACCGACUAUUACCCCCUCCGCGACCGACCUGUUGCACUGAGCAUCGAGACUAAGAGAACGGGCGAGGGCUGGGAUGGUGCCACGCUGCAGCUGAGUGUUUGGCAAGCAGCACACUGGAGGCUCUUGGACCUACUUAACAGUGACCGAGAAGAUGAACCUGCACCUUUGCCAGGCUUUUUGCCCGGAAUCAUCAUCCAGGGCCAUGGCUGGUAUCUCGUCAUUGCAACGAGGGAAAACAUGAAGACGGUGUCUACCAAAUCAUCUGUGGCCUUCAAAUCCUUCGUAGAUGGGCGAGGGAUUCUUACUGGCCUUCCUUUCGACGAAUAA
Molecule: messenger RNA, 1179 nt
Organism: Fusarium vanettenii 77-13-4
Lineage: Eukaryota; Fungi; Ascomycota; Sordariomycetes; Hypocreales; Nectriaceae
Exons: 3
Coding region: 1-1179 (392 amino acids)
Source: RefSeq, a predicted model, not a curated record